UGCAUAGCACAACUUCAUUUUUAAUGAUAGACUGCAGAAGCUUAAACAGCCAUUUUAAAUCUUUAAUUUGCAUACCCUCGGUAUUUUUAGUUACAUUUUUCACACUGUAGUAUCAGGCAACAAUUAAGUUAAUUUUUAUUGCUUUUCUUUAUUUUUUUGUAAAAAUUCAUGAACAAUGGCAAACCUGCAACUAAGAUUCUUGUUAGUUUCAUUUUUCACAAGUAUCGUGGGAGAGGCCCAAUAUGUAAUGCAAGAUGCAGCACUGAUGCAUUACAUGGAUCGGCGUUUUCAAUCUUUAGAGAACAGGCUGGAAAAAUGCAACCAAGAUGUAAUGGAUUAUGUAGAAGAAUUUCGGGACUUCUCAAAGAGGAUAGUAUCACGCCUAGAGGGACUGAAUGUUUAUAAGACUGAGUUUAAAAAUGAAGUGGAGCAUUUGUUAACAAGGGUUGAAAGAGCUCAAAGGGACAUCGACUAUUUUGCUUCUGGGAGAGACUCUGAUGCAUGUGUAGAAGUAGAUGAAGACUUAGUAGAACAGCAACAAAUUGAAGAAGCAGAAGAAAGAAGGAAAAUUAAGCUCAUGCUUAAUGCAAGCUGUGACAACAUGCUUACAGGUAUCAAGUCUCUAAAAAUAGUGAAGAAGACUGGAGAUGCUCAUGGCUCUUGGAUGAAAGAUCCAGGCAAAAAGCAUCCAAAGAUUUAUUUCUUAAACAGAUCCAAGAAUAACGUUAUUUUGGAAUUUGCAAAUAUUAGGGCAUUCAUGGAAAGCCGUAACAUGCUAGCAGCCCGGAGAGUUGUCCUGCCAACUUAUUGGCAGGGAACUGGCCAUGUCAUAUAUAAAGAUUUCCUAUUUUAUCACAGAUAUGGUUCCUUAAAUGAGAUAAUUAAAUACAACAUCCACAAGAGAAAUAUAACUGACCGAAUGCUCCUGCCAGGUGCUGGACAGAUGCCGGCUUAUCAACUGUUUCCAACCACAAAAAUAGAUCUUGCUAUCGAUGAGCAAGGACUAUGGGCAAUCCAUGCAGAACCAGACAUUGGUGGAAACCUUGUCAUCACUAAAAUCAACCAUCACACUAUGGCUGUGGAAUAUACUUGGGAUACAUCAUGCAACAGCAAGAAUGCUGAAGCUGCUUUUAUGGUCUGCAAAACCCUUUAUGUUGUGUACAACACUCCCAGUGGAGGCACAUCUCGUAUAGAAUGUGUGUACAAUAUCUUGGAUGCUUUAAAUACUUACGAAGUACCUCUGCUACAUUUCCCCAAACGUUAUGGCAGUCAUUCAAUGAUGCAUUAUAACCCCAGAGAAAAGGAGGUGUUUGCCUGGGGUGAUGGAUCCCAGAUCAUCUACAAACUUCAAACAAAUCAAAAAGUUUAAAAAGUGUUGAAAAAUUCAUCAGAUGAACUUAAAGGAAGUACGCCAAGUUUUCUUCCUAGUUAUGUUCAAGGAAUUUCCUUAUUUUUCUAUUUGCUAUUAGCUGCAACUGAUUAAAUAAGCAUUAGGUAAAAAAAAGACUAGACUUAGGUGGGGUCUUAACAAGUAAUAAUGCUUGGUCAUAACCAACAGAUUCUGAAUUUGAAAACAGAUAUACAUUUGAAAUAUUAAAUAAAGUUAGGAAUUGUCACACUGGAUCAGACUAGUGCUCCAUCUGGUCCAGUGUCCUAAGUUCAGCAGCAAAUGGUACUAGACACAAUUGUUAGGAACUUCACAGGGUGACACCACAAGAUGUUUUUCCCUUUUAGAGAAAUUUUUCUAUACAGCCCUAAUAGUAGGCAGUGGUUUGUCACAUGAAUCAGUAGCUCCCAAAUAUCUUGUUCAGCCUGACUAAACCA
Messenger RNA from Gavialis gangeticus (Gharial), 1824 nucleotides. It is a transcript of the gene OLFML1, whose product is annotated as olfactomedin like 1. Gene Ontology annotation, biological process: signal transduction. The transcript has 3 exons. The record is from RefSeq and is a predicted model, not a curated record. Bases 176 to 1369 code for a protein of 397 amino acids. NCBI's taxonomy places the organism in Eukaryota, Metazoa, Chordata, Crocodylia, Gavialidae.